Staurois parvus is the source of this 401-nucleotide messenger RNA. Lineage: Eukaryota; Metazoa; Chordata; Amphibia; Anura; Ranidae. The record is from the annotation of a GenBank genome assembly.
UCACUCCUUUGGCCAGUCACGGGCCAAAACCAGUGUUUGGAGCCACAGUGUGGCGGUGGUGGAGGCAGCAGCAAUGGGAGGCCAUACAGCAACCUAUGACAAAAUGGAAACCAGCAGGAGCGUGAGGAGACCUGAAAGUGGCACAUGGCAGAGUGGGAGCAAUGGGAGGCGGUACAGGGACCCAGGUCACACUGUGGGCCCAGCAGCAGCGUGACCAGGCGGUACGGGGGCCCAUGGCCGAUAUGGGGCUUGGUGGCACCUAUGGAAGGCCUGUAAUCUGCCAGCAACCUAUGACAAAAUGGACAACCGCAGAGUGUGAGGAGAUUUCAAAGUGGCACAUGGCAGAGUGUGAAGCAAUGGGAGGCCGUACAGGGACCCAGGUCACACUGUGGGACCAGCAU